Molecule: messenger RNA, 3155 nt
Organism: Siniperca chuatsi (mandarin fish)
Lineage: Eukaryota; Metazoa; Chordata; Actinopteri; Centrarchiformes; Sinipercidae
Gene: gabrr2a
Product: gamma-aminobutyric acid type A receptor subunit rho2a
Biological process (GO): chemical synaptic transmission; signal transduction; nervous system process
Cellular component (GO): neuron projection; synapse; GABA-A receptor complex
Molecular function (GO): extracellular ligand-gated monoatomic ion channel activity; GABA-A receptor activity; neurotransmitter receptor activity
Source: RefSeq, a predicted model, not a curated record
CUCCUUUGUUUGAUUGCCUCCCUGCUCCCUGAUUAGUUUCACCUGUGUCUAGUUGUCCUUCCCUUACUGUGUAUUAAGUCAGUGUAUUUCCCCUGUUUCAUUGUCAGUUCGUCUUUGUUUAGUGUCCAGUGUUCCAGCCAUUCUUCCAGUUUUUGUUUCUUGUAUUAUUGGACUGUGUUUUCCUCUAGACCUCACAUGCCAUUUUUGGAUGUUGGACUUAUUGCUUGUUUCUUCGGACUUGGGAUUUUCUUCCUGCUCCUUUACGGAUUUGUUGCCUGUGUUUUGAACUGCCUUUUCCGGUUUUGAUCUUUUCCUGCCUGACCUUCCAUAUAAUUACAAGUCCAGUUUGUCAUCAUGAAAGCUGUCAGGAUUGGAUGAGUGUAGACUGCUGUGGAUAGUUUUGAAGGCACUUGAAAAAGAAAAUGAGUGAGCUAGCAGCAUUCUCCGAGCUUCAGCAGCAGCUGAAUCAUGCUGUAUAAGGAUAUGAAGUCAUCUCUGGACAGACUGGUCUGCAACAUCACAACUACAAUAGAUGUAUACCUGGAGCAGAGGACUCAGUUUACAUUCCAAAUCCUGUGACCUGGAAAUCAGGGUCCACCAUCAUUGAGGUUCCAGUCCAUAGAAAUAAUGUCUCUUUUGAAUGAUUCUAGCCCCGUUCGGGACUGUCUCAUCCACUGUGAAGGACAUUGUCCCAGAACGUUCCAUAUAUAUAUCCAGAAGUGAAGGGGGGAAAACGCUGCUAAUGGACGUGACGCACCUCACUUCUGGAGACCCUACUCUCUUCCCAUUGGCUUACAGACCUCGGGUUCCCAGACGUUCCCUUUCUUGCAUCCCAGUUGGGAGGAGCAGAGAUGUGUGGACAAGACAUGAUUGAGGGAACAUGCAGGCUACAGAUGUUCAGUCUCUCUCUCUCGGAGGAGGAGGAGGAGGAGGAGGAGGAAGUGCAGACCGUCUAUAGGAUCGCACACACUGCAGCCUCGCGCGGCAGAGAGUCUGAUACCAUGACAGAGGACGCAUCCAUCCUCUGCUGAGAACCAUGCGCUGCCGGCUGAGCCCUGCUGGAAUGAACCGACUGAAAGGGGCUUUCAAAGGACUCACCUGUGGAUUUGCGCCGUAGAUGCCCUAUAUGACUAAACUUCUGAUUUUACUUCUAUGUCUGGUCGUUACCUGUGAAUGCCGUAAGCACGGACACCGGGUGCGGAGAUGGACCGGUACCAUGGAGACCCAAAAGCAUAGCACCUCCUUGGCCAAGAAGCCUCCAGAUGUGACCAAGUCUCGCAAAAUGAAGACAGAGCAUCUGCUCAAAGUAGACGAUCAUGACUUCACCAUGAGGCCUGCAUUUGGAGGUCCUGCAAUCCCUGUUGGAGUGGACGUUCAGGUGGAGAGCUUGGACAGCAUCUCUGAGGUUGAUAUGGACUUCACCAUGACUCUGUACCUGAGGCACUACUGGAAGGAUGAGCGACUGUCGUUCACAAGCAGCACCAACAAGAGCAUGACGUUUGAUGGUCGCCUGGUGAAGAAGAUCUGGGUCCCUGAUGUCUUCUUUGUCCACUCUAAGAGGUCCUUCAUCCACGACACCACCACCGACAACAUCAUGCUGCGUGUCUUUCCUGAUGGACAUGUUCUCUACAGCUUGAGAGUGACAGUGACAGCAGCCUGUAACAUGGACUUCAGCCGCUUUCCUCUGGAUUCUCAGACCUGUUCACUGGAGCUGGAGAGCUAUGCCUACACAGAUGAAGACCUGAUGCUGUACUGGAAGAGCGGCGAUGAGUCCCUUAGCACUGAUGAUCGCAUCUCCUUAUCACAGUUCCUCAUCCAGAAGUUCCACACAACGUCUCGCUUAGCCUUCUACAGCAGCACAGGCUGGUACAAUCGUCUCUACAUCAACUUCACAUUGCGACGCCACAUCUUCUUCUUCCUGCUGCAGACAUACUUUCCCGCCACGCUUAUGGUGAUGCUUUCAUGGGUGUCGUUCUGGAUCGACCGCCGGGCUGUGCCAGCCAGAGUUUCCCUGGGCAUCACCACAGUGUUGACCAUGUCCACCAUCAUCACUGGAGUGAAUGCGUCCAUGCCCCGGGUGUCCUACAUCAAGGCGGUGGACAUUUACCUCUGGGUCAGCUUUGUUUUCGUCUUCUUGUCAGUGUUGGAGUACGCCGCCGUCAACUACUUGUCCACCGUCCAGGACCGCCGGGAGCGCAAGAUGAGAGAGCGGGCACGAUCUCAGUCACUGCCCUGCACCUGUGGGAUAUCCCAGACACGAACCAUGACCAUGUUGGAUGGUACCUACAGCGAGGCCGAUACCAACAGCCUGGCCGGCUACACUGAGGAGCCCAUGGUGCCAGAGGAGGAGCAUGAAGACCUGCACGAGGUUUCAGAGAAACCUGAACACAUGGUGGUCCAUCUGUCAGUGAGCAGCGAGUCCACCACCACCAAGAAGAAGAAGAGCCUGCGUGCCCUCAACAUCAUCCAGAACACACAUGCUAUUGACAAAUACUCCCGGAUGAUUUUCCCUGGUUCGUACAUCUUCUUCAACCUUAUCUACUGGUCCGUCUACUGCUGAAAGACACUGCUGAGUCAAGACUGAGGCCAGAGAGAUUAACACACAGACAGUAUGAAUGCUGCAUCAUCAAAUGGGACACUUCUGGACUAAUUCUAAGAGAGCUCUUCUUGUACUGUAUGUCUUGUGACGAUAGAUCAUUAGGUUUAAGGCCUUGGACAGUAACAAAGCCUGAAAAGAUAAGUUGUCUUGAAAAGACUUUGGGAUAGAUCGGCGCACUCCUGAUCUUUUUCCUCAUGCAGCAAUUUGAAUGUUCAUUAACGCUCUAAACUAAAACAAAAUAAUAAUUUAAAUUGUGUUUUUAAACUACUGAUGCUAAUUCUCUGUUGAACAGCUCUUUGUCCUCAUUACUGCUGUUCCUGAGAUGAACAGCAGGCCUAUUAUGUAUCAGUCACGACUUAUACUUACUUAUAAACAGUGAUGACAACUUAAUUUCUAAUAUUUCAAGAUAACCAUUUGACCAUGUUUUUAAGCCUGUUAUCUCAAAAAAUUAUAUUAUAACUUAAAGAACCAGUGUAACAUUUAGGAGGAGCUGUGGGCAGAAAUAGAAUAUAAUACUCAUAAGUAUGUUUUCAUUAGUGUAUAAUCACCUGAAAAU